This is a messenger RNA of Rotaria sp. Silwood1, 291 nucleotides long. NCBI's taxonomy places the organism in Eukaryota, Metazoa, Rotifera, Eurotatoria, Philodinida, Philodinidae. The record is from the annotation of a GenBank genome assembly.
AUGGCAAAUGCGAUUGCCAUUGAUCAUUCGGAUCCUGAUUUUCAAUUAUUAAAAAAUUUUGAUGAUGCAUGGCGUACAGAUCUUGCUUUGAUUCGACAAAUUACUUUACAAGAAAUGCAAGAAGAGGAAGAUAGAAUCUUGGCAGCACGACUCGCUGGUAUCACAUUGGAUGCAAUUCCUGAUGAAGUUCGUAGUAUGGCAAUGCUGCUUCAUGAUUCUGAUAAUGAAAAUGACCAUGAAGAUGAACAAACAAGUAUGUUUAGCUUACUGCAAUUCAUAGCUUAUACUUAA